Lutra lutra (Eurasian river otter) is the source of this 1756-nucleotide messenger RNA. RefSeq names its product ring finger protein 144A (gene RNF144A). Gene Ontology annotation, molecular function: ubiquitin conjugating enzyme binding; zinc ion binding; ubiquitin protein ligase activity. Lineage: Eukaryota; Metazoa; Chordata; Mammalia; Carnivora; Mustelidae. The record is from RefSeq and is a predicted model, not a curated record. Gene Ontology annotation, biological process: ubiquitin-dependent protein catabolic process; positive regulation of proteasomal ubiquitin-dependent protein catabolic process; protein polyubiquitination. The transcript has 9 exons. The coding region runs from base 342 to 1220 and encodes 292 amino acids. Gene Ontology annotation, cellular component: ubiquitin ligase complex; cytoplasm; Golgi apparatus.
GGCGGGCGCGGCGCGGGCAGGGAGGACGCACCGCACGCGGCCCCGCACACCCGGCCUGGGCGCAGCGCUCGGAGCCCCGCCCGCGGCCGAGCGGGAGCGGCGGUCCCCGGAGCCCCGGCCACGCGGGACCAGGUGCCCAGCCCUCUGCUGAGUCUGGUACACUCCCGGUCCCCAGGGCUGGAGGGACCCCGGUGCCUGAGACCUUCUCCCAGGGCUCCGCGUGAACAUCCUAUCAUGAAGGGAGGAACCAGCUGAAUGCGCGGAAGCCCGUCGGGGCCCCGGGACUUGGGCAGAAGACAAUUCCUCUCCUCCCCUCAGAACUUCUCGGAGACUGCUCUGCCAUGACCACGGCGCGGUACCGGCCCACGUGGGACCUGGCCCUUGACCCGCUGGUGUCGUGCAAGCUGUGUCUCGGGGAGUAUCCAGUGGAGCAGAUGACGACCAUCGCCCAGUGCCAGUGCAUCUUCUGCACUCUGUGCCUGAAACAGUACGUGGAGCUCUUGAUCAAAGAAGGACUAGAAACCGCAAUCAGCUGCCCCGAUGCCGCCUGCCCUAAACAGGGCCGCCUGCAGGAGGACGAGAUUGAGUGCAUGGUUGCCGCCGAUAUUAUGCAAAGAUACAAAAAACUACAGUUUGAAAGAGAAGUGCUCCUGGACCCCUGUCGGACUUGGUGCCCGGCGUCCACCUGCCAGGCUGUGUGCCGGCUCCAGGACAUGGGCCUGCAGAGCCCACAGCUGGUGCAGUGCAAAGCUUGUGCCAUGGAAUUCUGCUCUGCCUGCAAAGCCAGGUGGCACCCUGGCCAAGGCUGCCCGGAGACCAUGCCGAUCACCUUCCUUCCCGGAGAGACCAGCUCUGCUUUCAAACUGGAGGAGGACGACGCACCCAUCAAACGCUGUCCCAAGUGCAAGGUCUACAUCGAGCGGGACGAGGGCUGCGCCCAGAUGAUGUGUCGGAACUGCAAGCACGCCUUCUGCUGGUACUGCCUCGAGUCUCUGGACGAUGAUUUCCUUCUGAUCCAUUACGAUAAAGGACCCUGCAGGAAUAAGCUGGGCCAUUCCAGGGCGUCUGUCAUCUGGCAUCGGACACAGGUCGUGGGCAUUUUUGCUGGAUUUGGGCUCCUGCUAUUGGUGGCCUCGCCUUUCCUGCUCUUGGCCACUCCAUUUGUACUUUGCUGCAAGUGUAAGUGCAGUAAAGGUGACGACGACCCAUUACCCACCUAGAGGAAGGCACGAUGCUGGAACAAGACCCUGCCUCUGGGAAGCGUGGCUCUCCCCCACCCCGCCCCACGGUCCCCUCUCACUAAACAUCUUUCUUGCCUUAUGUGCCCCAUUGAGCUUCACAGUGUCACGCUGGAUGCCGUGAUUUCAGGGACUAAUGUCAGAACUUCUGCUGAGGCCCUGGGGGCAGUCACCUGGGUAUGGGGAAGGCAGGUUGGCGUGGGGAGGGCACGUCACCACAAUCCGUCUCUGCCAACUUGACAAGGGAGGUGUUGCACGGAGCGCACCGGGCAGUUUUCUCCCAGUGGGGAUAGACUAGGAGUGUCUGAUGGUUGCUUAAGAGACCCUUUUGUGCAAAAUGUCGUCCGUCUCCUCCUUGGCGUCAAGAUGGUGCCAUGUUGCUGGGAGAAGAAGUCUUUUGAGGAUUGCAACUCACUUCAGACAGAAUCCGAUAAUUCUGACUUGAGAAAAGCACUCUGUUUAUGACAACUGUUUUUAUUACUAAUGGCAUUUAGUAAAAUCCUUUUUUAGAGGGCGUU